This is a messenger RNA of Magnolia sinica, 677 nucleotides long. RefSeq lists its product as uncharacterized. The transcript has 3 exons. The record is from RefSeq and is a predicted model, not a curated record. Lineage: Eukaryota; Viridiplantae; Streptophyta; Magnoliopsida; Magnoliales; Magnoliaceae. Bases 202 to 468 code for a protein of 88 amino acids.
ACGCAUGGCCCAUCCAAGAAGCAGGUUGGUCCCCCAGUGUCAGGUGAAUGGCUAGGAUCUCGCACGUAUAUCACGUGAGAGUCAGAGGCAUCCCGCGUACGAGAUGAAACGCGCGGGUUAAAGAAAAAAAGGCCGACCAUGCAAUAGUUCUGGUUUCUCUGUGCAGCAAACAGAAGUCAGGAGGAGCGAAAGGAGAAGAGAAUGGGUGGAGGAGGAGAUCAUCAUCCCGGCCAUGCGGCAGAUGGGGCCCACGGCGAUUUCAGGACAAAGGUCUGGAGCAUGACGGGAGGCCCGUACUGCAGGCCCAAGCACUGGAAGCGGAACACUGCCAUCGCCAUGUUUGGCAUCUUCCUAGUCUGCAUCCCAAUCGCCAUGAAAUCUGCCGAGCUCGAGCAACGGCCUCAUCAUCCUGUUCGCCCAAUUCCGUCGCAGCUUUGGUGCAAAAAUUUUGGGAAAAAGGAAUACUGAUAUGCUUUGUUAUUCUUAUGUCCCUUGUGGUAAGAACUUGUUUUCUGUGCUUGUUAAUGGUACCCGGAUUUUGUGAAUUCUUCUGGGGUUGUGUUUGUUCAAGCUGAAAUUGAACAUGGCAGAGGUUUCAAUCAGUGGCCUUCUUGUGUCUCCUGCACCUAAUAUUACCAUUUUAGUCAAAUAAAUUCUCAAGACUGUUACCAUUGGAA